AUGGCUGACGUCUUCGUCUCGAGUAGGAUUUCAAGAACCGGCGAGCUUGGUCGCAGCGCCAUCGACGACCCUUGGCGCGUCGGAACGGCAGUUCCCGUUGAAAGCAGUGUUGCCAGUACUACAGACACGGGCGGCGGCGGCGAAUCGUUGACCGGUCAACGCGCCGAGUCAACCGCGGUGGACCAGUCCGCGCAGCUUCCCGCUGCGGAGAGGCCCGUUGUCGGAAGCACCAGCGCGGGGGCUUCACCGCGGAAGCCCCAUCAGCCCCUCCUUCCGCCGGCCUCCAUGUUCCAGCAGCAGCAGGCGCCGACGGCCGCGGAGAGGGAGCGGCGUGCAGAGGGCGCGCAAGGGGGCCGUCCACUCCGCGGGGGAGGCGCAGUGGCGGAACCGGAGCAGUCCGCGGAGAUGGAGGCUGCGGCGGCUGAGGGGAAGGGGCCUCUGGCAGUGUCGUCUUUGGAAGAGCGGAAGGAGAUUGCGGAAAGGGAGGAGCCGCAUCAGAAGUCGCGUAUCUCAGAGAAGGUAGCUCGAUUCUUCGGAGCCACAGGGAAACCCAGGAGCCGCAGAAGCACCAAGGAGACGGAGCCGCCGAGGCAAGUCGUAGCAAGGGAACCCGCAAGGGAGUCGGCACGAGAAUCUGCGAGCGAGCCUGCAAGGGAACCGGCAAUAGAGGGUAUAGCAGGCGGGAGCGGUCAGGGUGCAAGGGGCAGGGUUUCGGAGGGGGUGGGUGAGGAGAGGGUGUUGGGGGAGACGGGCAUGGGCGUGGGGUUUGCUGGUGCUACUAGCGGGGACCCUGCUGGUGCCACUAGGGGGGGGGCUGCUGGUGCUACUAGCGAGGGCCCUGUUGCGCCCUCCACCACGCCUGGUGCAGCAGCUGCAGCAUCGGCCAUUCAGCAGGCCGUGCGAGCAGGGAAGAGCGAGGAGCAGGUCACUGCUGAUGCUGCUGCUGCUGCAGCAAGCGAGAUGGGGCAUGGUGGGAAAGAGGAGCUGGAAGAGGGGGGGAUGGGCAGGAAGGAGGUGGAAAGGAGGGGCAGUGAAGAGGAGAUUUUGGGGGCAGCAGCAGGGGCAGGAACACCCACAGAAGAGAGGGGUGUGGGGCUUGCAGGAAGACUGGGAGGGACUGAGGCGGGCACGGAGGGUGGGAAGGUCAAGCAGCUGGUGAGGAGCUUCACCGGACCUCCCAGGCUGCUACAUCAACCGCUGCUACAGCCAACACAGGGGCAGACACGGCUGCAGUCGUCUCCAGGCGUGCAGCAGCAGCUGGUGCCGCCAGCAGCAGCAACAGCCGGAGCAGCAGCACCUCCUGCAGGAACCCCCCCGGCAGUAGCAGGCUCUGCAGCGACCAGAGUCGUACGGCCAUCCCCAUCACCAUCAGGAGCGGCAGAGCGAACACCAGCAGCAGCUGCUGCAUCCCCAGCGUCCCCUGGAGCAGCAGCAGGAGCCGCAGUAAGGUCAGUCUCCCCUAGAGCAGCAAGAGCGAAAUGGGGGCAAGCAUCCCCGGGAGCAACUGGAGCAGGAGCAGGAGCAGGAGCAGGAGCAGGAGGAGGGUCAGUGUCGCCAGUGUCUCCGGGAGCAGCAGGCGGGCAUGGGUCGGUGCUGGAGCGACUCAAGUGGCUGGAGUGGCAGGUGCACACCAUGCAGCAGGCUGUCUCGGGCGGUCCUACGGAGAGUGCUGGGAUGCUCCCUGCUGCAACGCCAGGUGUCGUUUCAGGAGUUUCAGGUGUUUCGGAGGUUGGUUCUGGGGGGAAGAGAAAGAGGGUCCUGGCUCCUGGUGCAAUGCAAGGGGGGGAGGGGGACGAGGAUCAGGGGAUCACCAGAGCAGCGUUCAUGGGCGAGGGCCAAGAAAGGGAGAUGGGGAAAGAGGAGGCGAAAGAGGGAGGGAUGUUUGGAGGGAUGGUGAGUGGAGGAGAGAGAGGAGGGAUGGGAGAGGAGGAAGGAGCAGCUGUGCCGUUGGUAGUCGUGGCUCGGGAGAUUGAGGAGCGGGGUUCCAUUCUGGACCGCAUUGCACACCUGGAAACCACGCUCAACGCCCUCGCUGCUUCUGGGAUUCCCGUCCCUGGCAAGCCUGCUCCUGCCACUCUUGUCCCACCUGGGACGGGUGGAGCACCUGAGGCAGUGCCUGAAGCUGCACCUGGAGCACCUGGGAAGGCGGCUGAGAAGGCACUGGCAGCACAUGCUGCAGAGGCCGCUAUGGCCAGAGCGCCUGAGGGGGAGAGAGCAGAGGAGACAGCAGAGGUGGCCGCUGCUGCUGCCGCUGGAGCUGUGCGCGCAGUGCAAGGGAUGGGUGGCGGUGAGGGGGGUGGUGAGCAGGGUGGUGAGGCGGGAAUGAAGCCUACAAUUGAGCCAAGUCCAGAAGCUGCCAAGGUGUCAGAGGAAGGGGAAGGGGAAGCAGGGAAGAAGCAUCGUCGCCGUUAUCGUCGCAAAAAGAGGCCUGAAAGGGCUGAAGGGAAGAGCAGGUGCAAGAUUAUGUGA
Messenger RNA from Closterium sp. NIES-65, 2469 nucleotides. The record is from the annotation of a GenBank genome assembly. Lineage: Eukaryota; Viridiplantae; Streptophyta; Zygnematophyceae; Desmidiales; Closteriaceae.